AUGGGUGUGCCUCAGCGGCCGACCAGCGCCUCUGCGAAGUGUUAUCCCGAGGUGGACCUGGGCUCUCCGGGCGCCUGCUCCCCCGUCUGGCAUCAGCAACGCCCGACCACCAUCGUCAUCCGGAGCCCGCGGGUCGGUCCGGCCCGUCCGCCGCCGCCCACCGCAGCCGCUCGACCAAAAAGGGCCAAGCCGCUCUGGCGCCGCCUGAUCUCUCGAGGCGGGCUGCGACUGCAGCUGCGGCUGGCUUGGGCGCUGGUCGUGCUGUUGUGCGUGUCGCUGCUGCUCGCGCAGGUCGCCGACCGCGUCCACACGCUGCGCCACCCGCCCAUUUCGACCGAGAGCCGCAGGGUGUACAACGGGAGCAUGCACUACCCGGCCGUCACCAUCUGCCACAUGGAGGGCUUCAAGCAGUCGGUGGCGGGCCGUUACCAGCAGCGGUGGAACCGCAACGCCGGCACUUUUCAGACGCGCUGGAAGUUGUUCCCGUGGACCAACGUAAGUCUGGAGCGGUUUUGGACCGAGGCCACCUACAGUCCGCGGGAAACCAUCACCGCCUGCCAGCUGGGUGACCGACGCACGGACGGCUACUGCCCGGUGACCGCCGGUCUGUCCGGCGGCAAGCACGCCUUCAGUGUCAGCUGGCGCCUGCAGGCGUUGUCGGGUGCCUGCACGACGCUGCGACCCCGCGCCGACCUGCAGCCGCCGCCGGGCCGCGACUGCGGCAUCAGGCUCUACCUGAGUAGCCGACCUGACGAGUACAGCGAGCCGAGCCUGGGCGUCGGCUGGACGCUGACCGUACACGACCCGCGCUACGAGUGGUCCGACCUCUCCAGCGGCUGGUACGACUCCCUCAGCGUGCUGAGCGGCGAGAAGGUGCAGGCUAAGCUGGAGGCGAGCUUCCUCUCGUCGGUGGACCAGAGCACCGACCCGUGCGCCACCGCUGACGGCUACAACAUGGCGGACUGCUACCAGGGCUGCGUGGCACACCAGCUGGAGACGCGCUACGGCUGCCGGCCGCCGUGGGUGAACGGCUCGCGCCCGCUCUGCGACAACGCCGCCCAGUUCGAGCCGCUGCUGCACAGCGUCGCGGCUCGCGACAGCUCGCAGUUCGGUCAAUGUCGCGAGCGCUGCAUCCGCCCUUGCGACAACAACUUCUUCUCGCUGUACGUCAUGUCGAUCAGCACCAUGGACGAGCUGCAGCGCAACAACAUCAGCCAGGUGGAGAUAUACUACCCGACGGGACUGACGGCGCAGGCCGUCCAGCGACACGCCUACGGCGGCGUCCAGUUCAUGGCGGACGUGGGCGGCCUGCUCGGCCUCCUGCUGGGCAUCUCGGUGCUCUCGGCCGUCCAGGUGCUCCAGGACGGCUGUCUCUGGGUGGCCCGGCGCUACUGGCGCCUCGAGGAGCACUGUGAGCACGAGGAGGGCGAGCUGGCCGGCGUCGAGCUGGCUGACGCGCCGUGA
Messenger RNA from Pollicipes pollicipes, 1464 nucleotides. Its product is annotated as acid-sensing ion channel 5-like. Gene Ontology annotation, molecular function: ligand-gated sodium channel activity. The transcript has a single exon. Gene Ontology annotation, biological process: sodium ion transmembrane transport. Gene Ontology annotation, cellular component: plasma membrane. Lineage: Eukaryota; Metazoa; Arthropoda; Thecostraca; Pollicipedomorpha; Pollicipedidae. The record is from RefSeq and is a predicted model, not a curated record. The coding region runs from base 1 to 1464 and encodes 487 amino acids.